This is a messenger RNA of Anthostomella pinea, 786 nucleotides long. Lineage: Eukaryota; Fungi; Ascomycota; Sordariomycetes; Xylariales; Xylariaceae. The record is from the annotation of a GenBank genome assembly.
AUGCUGACCCUGGAUUUUGAGAUCCUGGACGUGUUUCCGGCUUUACCCUAUGUUACUCAGUCCGCCGAUAAUGGCUGCGACUGUUGUCGUUGGCUCAAAGGAAACCUCACUUCUGAGCUGGACGAACUGCUUCCAGCUCCAGGCCGAUCAAAGGAGUUCAGAAUAUCCAUAACGGGCCAGUAUUGUUGGGGAGGAGGCUUGGAACACAGUACUCCAGGCCCAGGGCUUCAAGCACUCGUCAUCACCUAUCAACUCUACCUGCUUCCGAGUCUAACGCCAAUGUCGGACAAUGGUUUCACCCUUGCCUUCGCCGUUGAAGCGGACACUCAUGGCCCUCUUCAGUCCUGGCUCGACCUCCGCGUAAACGAGUCUGGUUACAUCAUGACGCCCAAGACGGCCUCUUGGCUUCGCAGUCAGCUCGACGCGUGCCGCUGCCCUGCGCAGGAUGACCCCGGGGGUUUCGUUCCGACCAGACUCAUCAAGGUCGAUUGCAACCCUCCACGACUCGUGAGAACAGCCGACUUGACUGCCGCCAAUGGUGGUACGAUCGUUCCCAAAUACAGCGCCCUGAGCUACUGCUGGGGCCCACCAGAAGCGUCCAAACUGCAACUAAAAAGCGAGGUUGCAAGCCUGUAUCAACGGACGUCUGGCCUGCUCGGCAUAGAAAUGACGCCAGUCCUGCGAGACGCCAUUGCAACGACGCGCGCUCUGGAGAUUCCGUAUCUCUGGGUCGACGCCCUCUGCAUCGUCCAAGAUGACGCAUUAGGCUGGGAAUUCGAAGCCUGA